Molecule: messenger RNA, 3625 nt
Organism: Rhineura floridana
Lineage: Eukaryota; Metazoa; Chordata; Lepidosauria; Squamata; Rhineuridae
Product: protocadherin-8-like
Exons: 5
Coding region: 1-3360 (1119 amino acids)
Biological process (GO): homophilic cell-cell adhesion
Cellular component (GO): plasma membrane
Molecular function (GO): calcium ion binding
Source: RefSeq, a predicted model, not a curated record
AUGACCGCAGCUUUGGCGUGCUUAUUUUUUGGUAGAGGCGCCCUGGCCACCCCCCGCCUUCUGCUUGUCUCCAUGCUCCAGUGCCUCUUCCUCCCAGGGACCCUCUGCGAAACCGUCCGAUUCGGCACCUACGAAGAGAAACCUCCUGGCACUGUUAUUGGGGUGCUAGCAGAGGAGCUGCAGCAGCUUGGUUCGCCCAUCGACGGGGCACCCAACAUCUUCCGCCUGAUGAAGCAGUCGGGCAACAGCUCCCUGGUGCGGGUGCGCGAGCGGGACGGGCAGCUGAGCCUAGGAGCCGAGCGGCUGGACCGGGAGCAGCUGUGCGGGCAGGCGGAGGAGCCGUGCGUGAUGGCCUUCGACGUGGUGAGCCUGGGCGGGCCGCGCGGCGGCUCCUCCUCGCAGUACCGCCUGGUGCACGUGGAGCUGGAGGUGCGCGACAUCAACGACCACGCGCCUCGCUUCCCGCAGCCCCUCAUCGCCCUGGAGGUGUCGGAGAGCGCCGCGCCGGGCACCCGCCUGCCGCUCGACCUGGCGCACGACCUGGACGUGGGCUCCAACGGCAUCCAGAGCUUCGCCGUCUCGCCCAACAGCCACUUCGGCCUAGAGGCGCAGAGCCGCGCCGACGGGCUCAAGUGCGCCGAGCUGGUGCUGCUCACCGAGCUGGACCGCGAGGCGCAGGCCGCCUACCGCCUGGAGCUGGUGGCCAAGGACGGCGGGAGCCCCGCGCGCUCCGGCACGGCCACGGUCAGCGUGCGGGUGCUGGACGCCAACGACAACGCGCCCGCCUUUCCGCACGGCGCGCUGCUGACCGUCGAGCUGCCCGAGGACGCGCCGCCGGGCUCGCUGCUCCUCGACCUGGACGCCUCGGACCCCGACGAGGGCUCCAACGGGCAGCUGCUCUACGCCUGGGGCAGCCAGGUGCCCGCCGAGGCGCGCCAGCUCUUCGGCCUCGACCCGCUCUCGGGCCGCCUCAGCCUGCAGGGCGCCGUCGACUACGAGCUCCAGCGCGCCUACGAGCUCGACGUCCAGGCCAGCGACCGCGGCGCCAGCCCCUUGGCCGCCAGCUGCAAGGUGGUGGUGCGCCUCCUCGAUGUCAACGACAACGCGCCCACCGUGGCCAUCAGCGCCCUCAGCGCCGGCGUCGGUAGCGGCGGGGCUGCUACUCAGGCCGGGGCGGAAGAGGACGACGCCUCCGCCUCGACGGUGGCUUACGUGAGCGAGGCGGCGCCGGCGGAGAGCCUUGUGGCGCUGGUCAGCACCUCGGACAGCGACGCGGGCGCUAACGGCCAGGUGCGCUGCUCCCUCCUGGCCGCGCCCCACGAGCCCUUCGCCCUGCAGCGCGCCUACGACGCCAGCUACGUGGUGCUCACCACCGGAGCCCUGGACCGCGAGCGCGUGGCCGAGUACAACCUGACGGUGGUGGCCGAGGACCUGGGCUCGCCGCCGGCCAAGACCGUGCGCCGCCUCACCGUGCGCCUGGCCGACGAGAACGACAACACGCCGCGCUUCGCCAAGGCGCGCUACGAGGUGGCCGUGCUGGAGAACAACCCGCCUGGCGCCUACCUGGCCUCUGUCCUCGCCUCGGACCCGGACCUCGGCCUCAACGGCAAAGUCACCUACCAUCUGCUGCAGAAGUCGGUCAAUAGAUCCCCUGUCUCAUCCCCCCUGUUUUCUGUGGAGCCCUCCAGCGGUGUCAUGCGCGCCCUUGAGUCUCUGGACUUUGAGCAGCGGCUGCAGCUGGAAGUGGAGAUUGAAGCCUGCGACGGGGGCACCCCGCAGCUUUGCCAGCGAACUCAGAUUGGGGUGACCGUGGUGGAUCAGAACGACAACCCACCUCAGAUCACCUUCCCGUCACUCGUUAACGGCUCUGCUGAUCUUCCUCUGCCCGUCAGGGCUCCAGUUGGUUUCCUGAUUGCUCGGAUGGCAGCCCGGGACGCAGACGAGGGCUCCAAUGCCGAACUGUCGUUCUCCAUCCUAGGGGUAAAGCCAAAGCUUUUUGGGAUCAACCCACUGACAGGAGAGCUCUUUCUGAGGAAGAGGCUCCCUGGAGAUGCCUUGCCUGAAACGCCCAUUCUCUUGAUCCUUGCCGUCGAGGAUGGCGGCCGCCCUUCCUUGACUUGUACAGCCACGCUGCGGCUUAUUCCCACGGACACACUGCCCUCUAGUGUGGAGAUUGUGGCCAUACAGCCAUCAACUGCAGAGAAACAGCCUUUCAAUCUCGCCCUCCUGCUGAUCGCCGUGUUGGCGGGAGGCUGCGGCUUGCUGCUUGUCGCCAUCCUCCUGGUGGUGGCUUCCACGUGCAGGACCAGGAAAAGUCUCCUCAGAGGGAUGCCCCAUCAGUCAGUACAGGCACCAGGCAACCUUUCCUUUGGACGGGUGGAGGCAGACAGCACAUAUUUGGACUUCAGCACUACUGAUAUUCCCGGGGCCGAAGGGAGCGGAGAUCCUUUGUGUGUGACAGAGAGACCUAGGAACAAUACCUCCCAGAUGAUUGACAUGCAGAUUGUCCCACCCACCUGUCAGAGUCCUUGUGCAACAGCCAGCUGGUUGACAGGUGAUUGGGAACCGCAGCACAAGGGCUUUGCCCGCCUUAUGCCUGGCAAAGCCCCGAGCAUAGGGCUGGCAAAGCUGCUUUCUGCAGGGAUCAGCUGUGCCAUCAAGGGAACCCGAUCCAGCUGGGUUGAACUCACCACCCAUCAGCUGAUGAGUGGUGGCAUUCUCCCUGCAGGAUCACAAUGUAUUUGGAAGCCCCGUGGAGAGAAAAGUUGCAGGGGAAGAAGAACAUGGAGUGAAGAAAGGGCGGGUGGGCAAAAAGGUCAAGGACUCCUUUCUUUCUCUGUUUUUCCUCAGUGCCAACUCCAAAUCAAAGCUAAGGCUGCCAUCUUGUGCCCACUUACCUGGAAUACCCACUCAGCUCCCGAUCAAGUGAGUAUGAAAGACAGUGGGAAAGGAGAUAGUGAAUGUAACGACAGUGACUCUGACACCAGCAAGGACAGACUGAAGAAAGACUCAGCAGAAAAAAAUGAGAAGCAAAGUGGGACGGCAGCAUUUGCCACAGACAGCUGCAGUGGCCUGCAGGUCCACUUGUCUUCAAGAAGCAAACAUCUUCAAUUUCAUUUUGAACAUGGGGGUACAAUUUCAUAUCCUGCAGCCCAGAGGACAACUUGUGUUCACCCUGAGUUUCCAACAGAAAGCAAAGGCUGUUCUCCAGGUGAAUCGGAGAGAUUACAGAGUAUCUAUGAAAGAGUAUGCAGUGGAGGCACAACCCUGGCCACGUCAUCAAGACCGUGCAAAGAAUCAAAUUAUACUCCACAGAGCUCUUUCUCAACUCAUGCCUCUGAGAUAGCAACAUCAUUUUGACAGAGCAAAGAUUUAAAAAAAUCUCCCAAGCAUCCUGGGUACUUGUAUACAUGAUCAAGCCAAAGUAAAGCAUUUUUAAGGUUCAUUGCUUUCAGUGGGAGAAUUAAACAUGUGCCCAUUGAAAUCAAUGGGGAUUAAAAGUGUGUGACUGAACUCACUGAAUCGAGUUCUUUAGUGGUUACUUUUUUGUAAGUGACUUUGAGUUCCAUUUCAAAAACAGUAACUAAUAAAUGAUGAUGAUGCCUAUAGUGAUAUAUAGCAGAAA